AUGGCUGAAACUGCAGUUUGCCUGGGAACAUUCACUGCUGUGAAGACACUCUGGGAAGUGAGAAUACACAAAAUAAAUGAAGAAUUACAGAAAGAAAAAGAAUUCAGGCAGAGGCUACUGCUUGUCUGGGAGGAGAGAGCUGCUUUAGCAAAGCUCAAAGAAAAAGUUAUUAAUGAAGGUGGAAGAGCAAUUUUAAGGAUAGAGGAAGAAGAAUGGAAGACAUUACCUUCGUGCUUAUUGAAACUAAUCCAUCUCCAGGAAUGGCAGCUUCACAGAACUAGUUUGCAGAAAAUUCCUCAGUUUAUUGGAAGAUUUCACAGCCUUGUUGUUCUGGAUCUAUCCCGGAACUCAAUUGAAAGUGUACCUAAAGAAAUUGGCCAGCUGACCAACCUCCAAGAGCUGCUUCUCAGUUACAACAGAAUAAAAUCUGUUCCUAAGGAAAUAAGUAACUGCAUCAGUCUGGAAAGACUGGAACUGGCUGUCAACAGAAGUAUCUGUGAUCUUCCUCCUCAGCUCAGUGAUUUAAAGAAGCUGUCACACAUAGAUUUGUGCAUGAAUCAGUUUACUGCCAUCCCUCCAGCUCUUCUCAACAUGCCAAAUCUGGAAUGGUUGGAUAUGGGGGGAAACAAACUCCAGGAGCUUCCAGAUACAAUUGACAGAAUGGAAAACCUCCACACUUUAUGGCUCCAAAGGAAUGAAAUAAACUCUUUGCCAGAAACCAUUGGUAAUAUGAAAAAUCUUAGUACUCUUGUUCUUAGCAACAACAAACUUAAGGAUAUUCCAGCUUGUAUGAAGGACAUGACAAAUCUGAGAUUUGUCAACUUCAGAGACAACCCACUGGAGCUAGAGGUAACACUCCCUCCCUGUGAGAACACAGACGAGGAGGAGCAACAGGAAAUGUUUGGCAUUGACUUCAUGCACAUGUAUAUCCAGGAGUCACUCAAGAAAACAGGCAUGGCUCUUCUAUUAAUUCUGAUCUCUCCAUAAUACAGUGAGGAAGAGGAAGGACAAACUGGAUAAAUAAAAUCUAGGAUAGGUAUAGAAUUGAAAC
Molecule: messenger RNA, 1051 nt
Organism: Cinclus cinclus
Lineage: Eukaryota; Metazoa; Chordata; Aves; Passeriformes; Cinclidae
Gene: LRRC39
Product: leucine rich repeat containing 39
Exons: 7
Coding region: 1-987 (328 amino acids)
Molecular function (GO): protein binding
Source: RefSeq, a predicted model, not a curated record